UUUUAAUAAUGCAGUUUGAUCUUUAGAGUCACAUAAGAGGAUCAUAAGAACUCUUUUCUAAAAAGUAAAUAAGACUGACAACUACCUAACUCAACAUCUUCCCCACACAUUUAUGAAUACAAUAUCUUAAAAGUUAGGUUUCAUUGCCUCUUGCAUAGAACAUUUUAAUCCAAAAAAGUAUUUCACAUAAUACAAGUACAUACUGCAUUUCAACACAUGAAAUUCAAAUGCUGUUUUACAGAGCUUAAGACACACAGUUAACAUGAACUGUGACUGCUUGUUUCUGCAAAGAGGCUGAAAUUUUGAGAAAAGUCAGCCAACUCCUCUCUGGGGAAUGAAUAGUUCCAGAGUGUGACAUUACUGAAAGUCAACACUGAUUGGACAGGCGACCUCUGAUGUAGGGGCUCAGCCCAUUCUGUCCUGGCUGAGAGAAAUGUUUUGGGAUUUUUUAGCCUUAAGCUCCGUCAAACACCCACAUUCACAUGUAGAUACAACAUUCCCUUGGUUCUGUUGUUUUGGUUAAAAUGAAUUAUUCACUGGUGAUUUUGUUCUGUGUGGGUCUACUGCACCAGACCACGAAUGCUGUCCUCAUGGAUAAACUAGGAGACAACAAGAUUUGUGGAGACGCAGAAUGCUCAUAUGUUCUCUCAAUGGCCAGAGCCUUGGAUGACUUUGUAGCUCCUGACUGCAGAUUCAUCAACAUGAAGAAGGGUCAGAUGGUUUAUGUGUACUCUAAACUUGUACCAGAGGAGGGCGCCGGAGUCUUCUGGUCUGGAAGUGUUUAUGGUGAGCGGUAUGUGGAUCAGAUGGGCAUCAUUGGAUACUUCCCUGCAACUAUGGUGAAGGAGAUGCAGAAGUUUAAGGAAGACACAGUGGAGAUUCCCACAACUGAAAUGGACUUCUAUUGUGAUUAAGGCACAAAAGGUUGAAGCUUCUUUUUCUCAAGUCUUGUGCUUGUUGUAGUUAUUCAGGCUAUUAUAAAGGAAAGUACAGAGUUCUUCCCUCGAGCAGGUGUGUCAGAUCAUGUGCCAUUACAUCAAGUGGUGUUGUUUCCGGCUGAAAGGAAAACCUGGACGUUCUCAGCUGUCCAUAGCCCAGAGUCUGACACCCCUGCUGUUGAGUCAGCAAGUCUUAUCUGUCUUGCUCUGUCUUACAUUCAGUAACAGACUAUUUGCUCAAUAAAGCUCUUUCAUGUCAA
Messenger RNA from Thunnus maccoyii (southern bluefin tuna), 1198 nucleotides. RefSeq names its product otoraplin-like. The record is from RefSeq and is a predicted model, not a curated record. Gene Ontology annotation, molecular function: protein binding. Bases 525 to 914 code for a protein of 129 amino acids. Gene Ontology annotation, biological process: cartilage condensation. The transcript is spliced from 4 exons. Lineage: Eukaryota; Metazoa; Chordata; Actinopteri; Scombriformes; Scombridae.